GUGUGUUGCUGGUAAAAGAACAAGUUGUAUUUUAGUGCAACUUAGACUUCUGUAAUUUGCGUGUUAACAUUCAGUUAUCAUGGACCAAAAGAAUGAUGAAUUUAAUGCCACAUAUCUAACCUUCAGUGGACAUGUGGAACUGCACAGAUUCAGAUUUCUGUAUUUUCUGGUCAUGUUUAUUGUGUAUGUUCUAAUACUCUGCAGUAAUUCCAUUAUCUUGUGCAUCAUCUGGAUUCAUAAAAGCCUCCAUGAGCCCAUGUACAUUUUCAUUGCAGCUUUGUUACUAAACUCCAUUCUUUUCAGCACCAAUAUCUACCCAAAGCUUUUGAUCGACUUUCUAUCUGACAAGCAGGUCAUAACUCAUUCACAUUGUGUCGUUCAGUUUUCUACCUAUUAUUCUCUAGGUGGAUCUGAGUUCUUACUGUUGUCAGCCAUGGCCUAUGACAGGUAUGUGUCUAUAUGUAAACCUCUGCAAUAUCCAGUUAUCAUGAGAAAAUCAACUGUCAGUGUUUUGCUGCUUUUAGCUUGGCUUCUGCCUGCUCUUCAGGUUAUGGCAUCAACUACAAUCAUUAAUAAUUUACAAAUCUGCAGAUUUACUUUGACUGGAAUUUUUUGUAAUAACACAAUAUACAACCUGUUUUGUGUGAUCCCGAGAACACUGUCAAUAAAUGGUGUGUCUAUUCUGCUAAAUACAGUGCUUCUCCCCAUGCUUUUUAUACUGUUCACAUACGCAAGGAUUCUUAUAAUAUCCUAUCAAAGCAGCAAAGAUGUCAGGAAAAAAGCUGCACAGACCUGUUUACCUCACCUGCUAGUUUUAAUGAGCAUAUCAUGUUUGUCCUCUUACGAUAUCAUUAUAGCUCGGUUGCAAGUGGAUUUCCACCGUACUGCACGUUUAAUAAUGACUUUACAAUUGAUCAUAUAUCAUCCUCUGUUUAAUCCAGUCAUAUAUGGUGUAAAAAUGAAAGAAAUCUCUAAACACCUAAAGAAGUUGUUGUGUGAAGGCAAACUGAACCCGUUAAAAAUAAGGUAAAUUCAAAUGACAGGUUUUUCUGUAAAGCAAAAAUAUUUUAUAUUUCUACAAGUAUUCAGAAAUAAUGACUAUCAUUAGCCUUCAUCUAACUAGAAUUUAAACUCCAAAUACCUGUUUCUUGUUUCAAUUGAUGGUACAUCAGUCAUGUAAUACUGCAUUCUGAUAUUUAGGAUUGAGUUGGGCUGUAUGAGUCUCAGCCCCGACACAGUCAUUCCACAUUAUCAUCUGUUUUCAACAAUCUACGUAUUUUAAGAUUUCUUGGUUUUUAAUAUUUCAAGCAACAAUUACACUACUUCUUCAAUUGUGCCAUUACGUCUAAAAACUCCAGUCUAACUGCAGCUGCAACAUGUAUAAACUUGUGCAUGUUGAAUGUUUCAGCAGGUUUCCUUUCAGGUUCACUAAAAGAGAUAUCAGUGUUUUAACAGCUGUAUGACUGUGUACUUUAACAGAAACAGUCCAGAGUAUGUCAUUGAUUUUCAUGUACAUUGAUUUACAUUUUAAAACUGCAUUAUUAUCAGCUGGUCUAAUUGUUUUGGUUCAUAUUUGUAAUGUUCAGAGAGAAUGUAAUGAAUUUGUAAAAACUUGGAGCAACUUCGGCAUUUUUAUUCUAUCUUGUUGCAGUCUUAUUUUAUGGAUAAAAUAAGAAAAUAAGAUAAAUAUGUCAAGAUUAUUAUUUUUUUUUUUUUUUUUUUUCCAUUUCACAGGGCCUCAGAGCCAACGACUAGUUUGCUUUUGGGUCAAUGCAAAUAUGAAAAGAGAUAAAAACACACUAAAAACACAGAAGGGAAGUCAUAGCAGGCUUCAUUCUGCAUGCGCUAACAUGCUGAUGUUUAAUAGGUGUAAUUUUUCUGGCAUAUCUUUCUGCUGCUACAUGUGAAGUCCUACUUGAGCACAAUGAAAUUCUGUUAUUUGUAAUAGCAGCCAUGACUUUUUGUAUUUGUGUUACUGGUU
Molecule: messenger RNA, 1981 nt
Organism: Amphiprion ocellaris (clown anemonefish)
Lineage: Eukaryota; Metazoa; Chordata; Actinopteri; Pomacentridae
Product: olfactory receptor 6N2-like
Exons: 1
Coding region: 80-1030 (316 amino acids)
Biological process (GO): G protein-coupled receptor signaling pathway
Cellular component (GO): membrane
Molecular function (GO): olfactory receptor activity; G protein-coupled receptor activity
Source: RefSeq, a predicted model, not a curated record